AUGUUGACAUGCGUAAAAACUACACUUCCCCAAAGCUGUCACAGAGCGCUCCCGCCUCCCAUUGGCUGGCCGCUCCAGCCGCAGCCCCAGAGAAUGAAUGAAAUUGAAAUAGCUGCUACAUUACAUGUACAAUACCGGGCUCUGCAGUGUUGCAUUCUAUCAUACUAUAUCAAAAUGGCCACAGCGGUACAGAACCCCCUCAAAUCGCAAUCUGGAGGUGCAGUCAUCAAGAACAGUCUUGGUGAAGAGUUCUACAAGGAGGCCAUUGAACACUGUCGGAGCUACAAUGCCCGUCUCUGUGCCGAGCGCUCCAUGCGCCUCCCCUUCUUGGACUCCCAGACCGGUGUGGCCCAGAGCAACUGUUACAUCUGGAUGGAAAAGAACCACCGUGGACCAGGUCAUGCCCCAGGUCAGUUGUACACAUAUCCUGCUCGCUGCUGGCGCAAGAAGAGGCGGCUAAACAUUCUGGAGGAUCCACGGCUUGUACCUAUCGAGUUCAAGAUCGACUACGAGGCCUCACUGAAGAAGGAGGGGGGUAUUCCAGAUGGUCCCGUGCUGGAGUCCCUCCUCGCCGGGGAAACCCUGGACAAGAAGGUAGAAACCAAGGAAGAAGAGCCAAUGAGCGAGUGCCAGAAGUUGCUGGUUGGGGAUUUCCCUCAUGAGCUGGAGGUGGAUGAGAUGGAGGAAGAUGUCCCAAAGCGCAAGAACCGUACCAAAGCACGGGCCUAUGGAGUUGGGGGCAUGAGGAAGAGACAAGAGCCGCCCGCCAUCGAAGACAGAGACAAGCCUUACGUCUGCGACAUCUGUGGAAAGCGCUAUAAGAACCGUCCCGGGCUGAGUUACCAUUACACUCACACACAUCUGGCAGAUGAGGAGGGUGAAGAAGACUCAGAGCGGCACACACUCCCCUUUCAACGCAAGAACAACCACAAGCCCAAGAAAGCAGCAGACGGCUCAGUGAUCGCCAACGGCUACUGUGACUUCUGCCUCGGAGGCUCAAAGAAGACAGGCUGUCCUGAAGACCUUAUCUCCUGUGCGGACUGUGGGCGCUCAGGCCACCCGUCCUGUCUCCAGUUCACAGUGAACAUGACGGCUGCAGUGAGGACUUAUCGCUGGCAGUGCAUCGAGUGCAAGUCCUGCAGCCUGUGUGGCACUUCUGAGAACGACGACCAGCUGCUGUUCUGUGAUGAUUGUGACAGAGGCUACCACAUGUACUGUCUGAGCCCUCCUAUGUCUGAACCACCAGAGGGGAGCUGGAGCUGUCAUCUGUGUCUGAGACAACUGAAGGAGAAGGCCUCAGCCUACAUCACCCUCACUUAAUCUGCAGAGCUGCACAUCAUCCUCUUGGCCCUUCAUCCUUUCCCAAACCACCGCUCUGUCACCCCUCUUUGUGCCUCAACUGCCCCUCUCCUAUUUUGAUCUACCCUCCGCCACUUCCUCUACAAUCUGCCCCUGUGACCUUCGACACGAGUGAGCACACAGCACAGACAGUGCUGCACCCAUUCUUGAACAUCCCUCCGAUACAAAAAGCCAACCUCCAUCCUUUAGUGUCACUCACAUUUCCUGUUGUGCUUGACCUGAAACCCCACCUUCCCCUUCAUUCUCUGCCUCAACAGUGGAAUUCAUCAGCUGGCAAUAAGUUUGCUAGCUAGACACACACUCCAGCCUGCCAAGGGCACUUCAGAGGCAUACUACUCCACAGGAACCCUCUUAAGGGCCCUCAGAAGAGCCCUAAUGAUCUUCAGCUGCAACUCAGUCAAGUAGUGAGUGAGAAUUAAUAAGAUGGAUAGGUGUUAGGCAGAGGACAGGGCUUGGAAGACCCUGGAUAACCAUGGAGCAGUAGGUUUCAGUGUUAGUCAACUGUGAAAUACCCACCGAACCAAAUUUUCAUUUACUCCCUCUGUCCUUUACCAAGUAUGGCAGAACUGAGACCCUGCACUCUACUCCAUUAUUCGUCUGCAGGGUUUGCGUCCCUGUGCAUUUCCAGAGGGGAAGAAAUUGUACAAAAUUCAGAUGGACUGUCAACACACUCUUUAAAACUCCUCUCACUUGCAAACAAUGAGCAUCUGGUCAGAGAUUUAAACCAUCCUUGACCUCACCCUCUCUCUUUGCAUGGGGUUUCCACAAAUAAGUGUUGCAUUUUGGGAUUGAUACUGAAGGUUUUACUGUUCGGACAUCAUCCUCAGAUGACAGGGGAGAUGGAUUUUCUCUAAUCAGCUCUCUCUGAUCAAACGGUGUAUUUAAAAAUGACAAUUUAGGCUUAGCGUCUCUCACAAAUCCUUUACCUGACUUUUAUUCGCCCUUCCCUUCUAUGAAACAAUGACUGUGAAGCCAAUGCGAGACUGAAACGCUCCUGGUGCUUGGUGUGUAUUGUGUGUGUUCAGAAUGUAGGACUGAUGUGUGGACAAUGCAGAUCUUUGUCUCUGGCCCAUGCAAGGGCCUAAAAACUUCUUUUUUAUGAUUCCUUUUUAAAUUUUUUUCAUUUGCAUGUUGUUAAUUCAAUUGUUUUUGAGGAAUUUUAAUUGAAAUUGAGAAGAAAGCACACUUAAUUCGCAAUAAUGUGUUUGUGAUAUGGACUGUUUUGGCCAAACUGAGUGUUCAAAACUAUGUGUGGGUCCAUAUGUCUCUCUUUGUGUGUGUGACUGUUUCUGAGUGCUACAAAAAGUUUGGCCAGUGCUAUGCUAGGUUGAUCUGCGAGAGGAUUUGUGUGGUAAGAAGGUUAUGUGAAUGUAAGUCAGCAUUUACUUUUUACGCUUUGUGUCUGACAGUGACAGAAGUAGGACAAAGUCAUUGUUUUGCAAGUCACAUGGACAUCUUCACCAACACGUCCCAAGAAAAGUCCACACUUUAAAUACUGAGUCUGCAGUCCUGAAAAAUAUGCCAGAACAGCCUAUGGUGCAUGGUCCUUAAAAGCAAACAAACACGCUCUAGAAACUAGUCUGUCUUAGUCAUUUACAACCAAAAUAUGCACAUUAAUCAUUUUGUCAACCAGGGUACUUCUAAGAUAAUUUGUCCCACAAUAUUUCAAGUCUUUGAACUUGUUGAGAGUACAAAGGGGCAGAAGUACAGGUGAACUCACAUCCCAACAUAAAGGAUAAAUCUACCAUUUUGCUGGUAAAAAAAAUUAUAAUUUCAUCAAUUGAGGACACAGAAAGACUAAUGCCAGGAAUAUAUUCAUCCUACAAAUGGUAUUGUCCUUAUCUCUGUAUAUCAGAUUUUAAUUAUUCAUCUGGACCAUAGAGCACCACAGCUGGAUAAGAACUACUGAAAAGCAGCACCGUGAAUCGUCACCAUUUCAAGUCAUGUUUGUUUUUGGCAAAACUGAUGACAGGUAAUUUCUAAAAUAAAUAACUAAAUAAUAAAAAGUCAUGUAGCAAUCAUAAGAUUUCACCUGCAUUUAACAGUGGAUAGAGUUAGGAAAUGUGGGAAAGAGAUGAAAAGCAAAUGAGCACCAGCCAAUAUGUACUCAAAUCAGUGUGUUUGUGUCCGUGUGAUAUGAGCCCUAACCUUUUGGCUUUGCCCCAGUGAAGCAGUAAUAAUCAAUCAGGGGAUUUUACAACAUAUACAAAAAAGCUAAAACAUAUUACAUAGAUGGACAAUACCAUUAGUAGGAUGAAUUCUGCCAUUAGUGUUUCCAUAGGAUUUGAAAUCAAGCUCCAGAAAAGUCGAAUUUGUGCCCAAAGUGUUCAAGUUCAUGUACGUUGUUUGACCUAAUCCAAGCCAUGUGACUUGAAUCUGCACCUCUGAACAACCGUAAACACCUACAGUUUGUAUUAGCUUUGUGUCCUGCAAAACACAUGCUCUCCUGUUCUAUCACAGUUAGAGAAGGAAGAGGGAGAAAAAGUUGAAGUUAUAUAUCUGCUGCCUGCCAGUCUGCUCUGCACGUAUAAGUCAGCGCUUGAAGACCAAGCUGAAAUGUUGAGGCUGACUUUUUCAUAAUGGGAUGAAUCUAACCAGCCAGCAUGUGAUUUUGUGAACUUGUACCAAGAAAAACCUUUUUUUCUUUUUAACCCAAAGGCCCACUAUGUUAGCUCAAAGUUUGUCUCAGAGUUGCCUUAGGAUGUGCAGUUGAACUGGACAUCUCAAGGCAACUUUACCAGGCACACUGAGGGAUUGCUGAAGUGCAAGUGCUGAUUUAGGAGGAUGUUUUCUACAUUUCUAAAUUCUUUGUUAGUAUAAUGAAAGCAUCCAUCCAAUGAUCCAUGAGCUUUAAGCUUGGAGACAAUAGCUGUAAAUAGGGGAUUAAAUUAAAGGCAACAAAUUGCUAUUUCAUACCAUGUUUCAUAAUGUUAUGUACAUAUCAAAGUAUAACGUAGGUGAAAUUCAGUUGGUUUUGGUUUGAAUGGCCAUUAUAAUUUAAUGCUGCAUCAAAUUUCUUAACGGAGUUUGCAAAAUCAGAUGGAUUGUGAACUUGUACCUGAAUAUUACUACGUUUGCCAUCUGGUACGGAAAGACAUUAGGUACAAAAUACUGUGCUAUCCCUCAAGUCAAUGUAAAGCCACUGAUGCAUGAAUGACACCUGAAAUGUUUCUGAUUUCAAAUUUUGAGAUCAUCAAUAUUACUUGUUUUUUUUAAGACAUGGUCAGAAAGAACCUUUAACUUCUGUUCAUUCCCUAAUUGUUUUCUUCUCUGGUUUGUAAUCUGCAUUUUUCCACAUUUUGCACAGUGUGGAUGCAUUGGUCUGAAAGUGUGUGCGUUUGUGUGUCAGUAACCAUUUAUGAUUACAGGUCAGAGAAAACUAAAUGAACCAAAUAAGUUAAAUAUUAUUGUGCACACAUUUUCUUUUCAGACUCGCUUGCAUCGCACAGUGUUGCGAGAGGAUUGUAACAGUGAGUACAGAUCACAACAAAGUGAGCGUGUCAGUCGGAUUAAGAAGUAUGUUGUUUCAUUCUAUAGUGUGUUAAAUCAGUGUUAUAUUUGCCAACAAAUUCAGAAGUAUCCAAUCAAAAAGUGUUUAUUUCCAUCAACUAAUCAUUGCUUGUAGUGUGAUGUCUAGACCGGAUGUGUGUUUGAGUUUUAAAUACACUGAUGAUGUUCGGUAGAAUAUGAUGGAGAUGUUUGUGUGACGGACGGACGAUGAUGCCAAUGGUGACUGAAAAACCUUUAUACUGGGAGCUUUCCUAGCACUUAAGAGAAGAAGCAUGGUGGAGUCAAAUUCAUUUUGAUUGUACUAUCUGGGGAGGGUGGGGUGCCAUGUUGGGGUCUUGGAAAGGUUGGUGGUAUCAGUGUGAUUAUUAAAGAAACCUUGAGCCUUUGUACAAAUGGAAAAAUUGGUGUCGAUGGUCGAUGGUGAGGUCUUAUAAAGCCACACCGGGAACUUCCAGGCCUCAAGCCGACGCCAUUUCCCCCACUUUCGCCCAGUUCAGUCAGAGGGUUGAGACUUUGGGCUAAUCUAGGCCUCUUGUAAAUUGUUGUUCUGUGAUCUUGCUUGCACUUUUUUUUCAUUUCCCAAACACAAGAACUAAUUGUAAGUAUGUAUGUGUGCGAGUGCGGGUGCACUUUUUAUUUUUAUCUUUACAUUUUUUCAAAGUGAUUGUCUGUUGUAAAAACAACACUGGAUAAAGAUGAGUUUUUAAUUUGUAUUUUUUACCUUUGGAAGAAGAUGAAAUCUUCUGGACAUUUUUUAACCCCUCCCUCCCUACAUUUCCUUUCUCUCUCUCUCUCUGUCUUUCUGUCUGUCUGGUACCUGGGAAUGCUUUGAAAUGUGGACUGUGACCGCAUUGCUGUCAUCACUGCUGUCAGUCAUUCUCUGUGAAUUCAUCCGGCUUUCUCAAUUUACCUAGUUUUUUCUCUCUCCCCUUGACUCAUUUUUUCCAUUAAAAAGAUGAGAUUGAAAAAUGA
Sphaeramia orbicularis (orbiculate cardinalfish) is the source of this 5841-nucleotide messenger RNA. RefSeq names its product double PHD fingers 1 (gene dpf1). The record is from RefSeq and is a predicted model, not a curated record. Gene Ontology annotation, cellular component: nBAF complex. Gene Ontology annotation, biological process: nervous system development. The transcript is spliced from 12 exons. Bases 1 to 1320 code for a protein of 439 amino acids. NCBI's taxonomy places the organism in Eukaryota, Metazoa, Chordata, Actinopteri, Kurtiformes, Apogonidae.